GCCGCCGCCGCCGCCGCCGCUGUCAAUCAGGCGCGAGUCCGCGGGGCCCGGGCGGAGAGAGGAGCUGCUACGCCACAGCCCCGCGGCGGGCCUGCGCCCAGAGCCGGGCCGGGCGGGCCGGAGCCGCCGGAGCCUCAGGAGCCGCCGCCUCCUCCUCCUUGUCGUCGCCCUCCUCCUCCUCCUCCUCCUCCUCCUCCGCCGCCACCUCCUCCGCCUCCUCCUCCUCCUCCUCCUCCCGCGGGCGGGCGCCCGGCCCGGCCCGCCCGGCCCUCCCCUCCCCGCCCCGGCCCGGCCCCGGCCCCCGCCCGCCGCCCGCCCUCGGGCCGCGCCGGCCGUGAAUGCGGGAUGAGCGAUCAGAAGAAGGAGGAGGAGGACGAGGUCCCCCCUGCAGCAGCAGUGGCCGGGGCAGCCGCUGGGGCUGCCAUGGCCCCCGAAGGAGGGAAGACCUCUGAGCAGGAGAACAACAAUAAAAAAGCCAAAACCUCAGGUUCCCAGGACUCUCAGCCUUCUCCUCUGGCUCUCCUGGCAGCCACUUGCAGCAAAAUAGGGACUCCUGGUGAAAAUCAAGCUUCCGGGCAGCAGCAGAUUAUCAUUGACCCAAGCCAGGGGCUGGUGCAGCUUCAGAAUCAGCCCCAGCAACUGGAGCUGGUGACCACGCAGCUCGCUGGAAAUGCUUGGCAACUGGUCACCGCUACACCUCCCUCCUCGAAGGAGAAUAACGUGUCCCAGGCAGCCUCGAGUUCGGCCAGCUCCACCAGCAGCGCCAAUGAGAACUCCCCGACCAAGGCCAAGCCCAGCCAGCCUUCCUCCUCCUCCUCCUCCUCUUCAGGCCAGUUCCAGGUCAUACAGGUCCAGAACCCCAGCGGCAACGUCCAGUACCAAGUGAUCCCCCAACUGCAGGCUGUGGAAGGCCAGCAGAUCCAGAUCAACCCGGGCAAUGCCACAUCCCUGCAGGAUUUGCAGGGCCAAAUCCAGCUCAUUCCUGCAGGGAAUAAUCAAGCGAUCCUUACGGCUGCUAACAGGACAGCUUCUGGGAAUAUUCUUGCUCAAAACCUGGCAAAUCAGACGGUGCCGGUCCAAAUUCGGCCUGGGGUCUCCAUCCCGUUGCAGCUUCAGACAAUUCCAGGUGCUCAGGCUCAGGUUGUGACCACUUUGCCUAUCAAUAUUGGAGGAGUGACUCUAGCCUUGCCUGUGAUCAACAACGUGGCUGCUGGGGGUGGAUCUGGCCAAAUGGGUCAGUCGGCUGCUGAUGGCGGGGCACCCAAUGGGAAUCAGUUAGUGUCUACCCCGACUCCCACCCCCCCUACCACCACUGCUUCUGCCAGUAGUACCAUGCCCGAGUCGCCCUCCUCCUCCUCCACCACCUGCCCGGCGUCCACUGCUUCAACAACUCUGACCAGUAGUGACCCCUUAGUGAGCUCAGUGGACUCGGGCCAGUAUGCCAGUGCUUCAGAACGGGCCUUGGAAGAGCCUCAGCCCCCUGUUCCUGAAUCGGAAGCCCAGAACUCUGGUCAGCUGCAGCCUAAUGGCCUUCAGAACACGGCUGCUGCACCACAGCAGGAACAGGCCAGCUCCCUCCAACAGGUGCAGAUUGUAGGGCAGCCCAUCUUGCAGCAGAUCCAGAUCCAGCAGCCUCAGCAGCAGAUUAUUCAGGCCAUCCCACCUCAGUCAUUUCAGCUGCAGUCAGGACAGACCCUACAGACCAUCCAGCAGCAGCCUCUGCAGAAUGUCCAGCUUCAGGCUGUAAGUCCAACUCAGGUGCUUAUCCGAGCACCAACCUUAACCCCAUCAGGGCAGAUCAGUUGGCAGACUGUGCAGGUUCAGAACAUUCAGAGCCUUCCCAACUUGCAAGUUCAGAAUGCUGGCUUACCCCAACAACUCACCAUCACCCCAGUGUCUUCAAGUGGUGGCACAGCUCUUGCCCAGAUUGCCCCAGUGGCUGUGGCUGGGGCCCCAAUAACAUUGAACACUGCCCAGCUGGCAUCCGUGCCUAACCUUCAGACGGUGAGCGUGGCCAACCUGGGGGCUGCGGGUGUCCAAGUGCAGGGAGUUCCAGUGACAAUCACUAGUGUGGCCGCAGGUCAGCAGCAAGGCCAGGACGGAGUGAAAGUGCAGCAGGCUACCAUUGCCCCAGUGACGGUGGCCGUUGGCGGCCUCGCCAAUGCCACGUUAGGGGCCGUCAGCCCUGACCAGAUCACUCAGCUGCAGCAGGCCCAGCAGACGUCCGAGCAAGAGGUGCAGCCUGGCAAGAGGCUGCGGAGAGUGGCCUGCUCCUGCCCCAACUGUCGAGAGGGGGAAGGACGAGGCACUAACGAGCCAGGCAAGAAGAAGCAGCACAUCUGUCACAUUGAAGGAUGCGGGAAGGUGUACGGCAAAACCUCCCACCUGCGGGCCCACCUGCGCUGGCACACGGGAGAGAGGCCCUUUGUGUGCAACUGGAUCUUCUGUGGCAAGAGGUUCACGAGGAGUGACGAGCUGCAGCGGCACCGGCGGACCCACACAGGUGAAAAGAGAUUCGAGUGCCCAGAAUGCUCUAAGAGGUUUAUGCGGAGCGACCAUCUCUCCAAACACGUCAAAACUCAUCAGAAUAAGAAGGGCGGAGGAACAGCCCUCGCCAUUGUGACCUCCGGGGAACUGGACGCCUCCGUGACCGAGGUGCUCGGCUCCCCGAGGAUUGUGACCGUGGCGUCCAUUUCACAGGAUUCCAACCCGGCCACUCCUAACGUUUCCACCAACAUGGAGGAGUUCUGAGGGAGGACUGACCCAGAGACGUCAGGGGCUGCACUUCAGUUUACACACCUUUCAAGAUAUGGAAUUGGGCCGGUAGAGUGGAUUACAGAGUAGGAAAUCAUGUUUUCAUGCUUGACUUCUUUAAAAAAAUCCCAAGUUUUAGGGUCUACAUGGGAAGUGUGCGCAGGUGCAUCGAGACAAUUUUCAAAAAUACAAAAUUCAAAUUGAUAUUCUGGGAAACAUCUUGGAAAAACCAUUUCCACCAUCCUGUACUUUUUAGUUAUUUGGAGCGGUUAUCACGUAAAUUUUUUAAAAGAAAUUUCCCCUCUUUUAACAUUGUAUGUUUAUAAAGACAGACCUCAAUAGUUUGUAGGCAGGACCUUAACUGGGCUUGGGCUUUUUUGUUUUGUUUUUUGGACAUACCUUGUUAUUGAUUCAAUCAGUGAUGUUUCACACAACUUUCCUUAACCCUUUUGGCACUGAAAAGAUAGGGAUAUUGCUGUGUUCCCUUAGUUUGACUCCUUAGAAACAAACCGAAAAUCUUUUUGGCCAUUUUCUCAGCUAAGCGAUUCCUCAAAAACUGAAUUAGGUGAGUGCUGUCAAAGUAAUCUGAGGAAUGCCUCAGAUAAUUAUGACCACUACAUUCUCGUAGUGUGGACGCAGACAAUCAGGGAGCUCCAGUUACUUUCUCCAUUUGGAGACACGAGAGGAAUUUAAAACUGAAUCUCAGAUGAAACUAGAAAAAUACUCAAAAGAUUUUACGGAACUCAUAAUGCCUUUGAGAAAAUAAAAUGUGGCAAUUUAGACAUAAAGGUUUGAAGAGAGAAUUCAUGGGUUUUUAACCCAGAUUUUGAUCACAAAAUUGAUUUUAAUGUUUCUACUGAAAGUUGUUUGGAUACAGUUGUUACCUGAGUGGUGUAAUUCAUUCUGUAGUUUCAUAUUCUGUAAAUAUAAGUUAUGUUGAUGUUGUGCAGAAUUCUUUAUACUUUUACUCGGUAGCCAAAGAAAAGGAUGAAUUAUCACUUUUUUUAAAGGCCAGCAGAAAAUGUAUUAGCUACAUUGUACUUUCUUUUACCUCUUCUGAAAAUUGGCCGGCUAGAUUUAAUUUCAAAUAGUGGGUUUAUAAUUUCACGAGGAAUUUAAUACUCAUACUUCAUAUUAUGUUCAUAACUAAACCUUCAUAAGGCAACCUGAGAAAUGAUAAAAUAAUUUUUUAUUUUAAGUCAACUACAACUAUAAUGAAAAAGUUCAUCACAUCUUUUGUGAAAGUCUGCUACUAUUAAUCAGGAAGGAUGGCCAAAAAGUUUCACAUGAAGAAUUUUAGAUUCUAGCAACAGUAGCUUAGCCAUUGGUUCUGGACUUUUUUUUUUUUAAGAUUUGCACAGAAAAUAAUUAUUGGAAUUGAUCAUUUUAUAUAGGGGCAACUUUUUUCCCUGAAUAGUUUAUUUAAAAUUGGAAAUUCGGGGAUUGUUUAAUAUAGGUAACUGUUGUCUUGUGCAUUUUUCUCUUUCAACAAAAAAAAUGUACUUCUCAUGUGAGUUCUCUUCCAAACUUGGUCAUACUUCAUGUAUUUUUUGAAGAAGGAAAAAUACUGUCCCGAUCAUUGUUUACACUGUGUCCACUUUAGGCCAGCCCUUUGUAGCGUUCUAUAUAAAGCUGAAGGUCUUUUGUACUUUCAGUUUGCAUAAAAAGCUUUGAGAUUAAAGGAAAAACAAUUUUACACUGUGGUUAUAAAUUUCAAGUUUCUUAAAGCUUUUGUAGACUUGGAACAAAGUCUUUAAAUUUUCGUUGGAUUUUUGUACAUUGUUUUGUAUAUUUUAUUUAAUGUACUCUUUACCAAUCGCUGUAUCUGGGUGCGGAGCCUCCGGAGCGAGGAGAGGGGGGACGCUCAGCCUAGUGCUCAUUGUUGAUUUUGUCAUAUAGGAACCCAAACAUCACGUCCAUCCGUCUGAUGCUACACAAUCAGUGCUAUCAAUUUCUUUAUGCAAAGAAACCUUCUGAAUGCUUGAAUCAUGUUUCCUUGGAGUAAGUAACAUGUUUGUGUUCAUGGCAGUCUGGGCGGUCAGCGGCGGCGGCGGCAUUCCCUCGCCCCCUCAGCCCUGGCCACGUGUGGGUAUGGAUCGAAAUGGAAGUUAUUUUUUUUAUCAGCGAUGAAGCCUAUUAUAAAUUUAUCCAAGAGUCUGGAUGGCUUUCGAGCAGGUGCACAUUCACCCCUGGAACUGAACGUGGUGGCCGCUCUGUCCGCAGACCAUCCCAGUCCACUUGGCCGUCUUGAAAGGAUCGUAAAUGUCGUUGUCCUUCGUUUGACUGAGCGUGAGAGAGGACGAGAGCACGAGGGCACAGCGGAGCCGGAGGACCUGCUAAUGCAUUUCACUGUUCAUUCCCUUUGCCGCCAUUACGAAACUUUGUUUUUAUUGUAAUUAUCCGCGCAGAGCUAUGUAUUUAUCAUGGUAGAACUCCAGUGUUAGAAUAGUUUUUCUUACGCUAUGUUUCUUUGCUUAGGUUUGUGUCUAUGUGUUGCCGAUUACAUUAGAACUUGAUGUUAAGUCAUUAUUUAUCACACUCAUGAGAGCAGUAAUCAAAGUGUGUAAUCUAGGAGAAAAAGUUAAUUUGUCAAACUUAGGGUAAGCAUGAUGUUUAGGUCCUAUUUUUCAAUUUUAUAACUGUUUUAUUGCAACUAUUUGUAUUUAAGUCUUCAUUUUAAUGCCUUGUGGGUUUUUUUAUGCAUGUCACUAAAUUGUCAUCCCACAGAAAUUAAUGUGCAGCAUAGGGUAUUAAAUCUACAUAAUGAUUUUGAAACAGAAAUAGUUGAUGGUAAAAUGUAAAUGUUUUGCAAAAAUUCCUUAUAAAAAGUUUUGUAGUAACAUUUCACUCGUAAAUUUUUUUCUAGAAAAACAAAAGAAAAAGAUUUUUUAAAAAGGAAACCAAGCAGGAAAAAAAGGACUGUUUCCCCCAGAUUAGGAUCUAGAACAAUCUGCUAGCUAAACCCAGGGGCUUUCGUUGACAUUUUUACGGAGCUCAUUUGUAUAAAAUUUGGUUUUUGUGGAUUUGGAAAUAAAAUCAUGUACAAGUUGUUGCUUGCAAAAAUAAUUUGCAAGUGACCUAUUAAAAAAUCCCUUGAGUUGACAAUGUUUCUUCAUUUAAUUAUGUGUGACAUGAAGCAGUCAUCUGUUUUUGGAAGGAUCUCCGUCCUCCUUCUUGGCAAAGGCCCAUGGCCAGUGCUUCUCCUUGAGAGAUGGGCCGGCGCUCUGCGCCCCCAGUGACCGCCUCGCUCACCGCUGAUAGAGCUCACCCCGCAGGCCCGAGUCACUGGAGACAAUGUCAGAAUGAGACAAAUGUGCGUUUCUUAAACUUAGGAAACGACUUCCGAAAGCAAACUGGUCAGAAGUUAGGGAGGAAUCAGGAGUACCGCCAGUCACCGGCUCAGUCCGUGUAAAGAUUGCGCUGGACUUCGGGGCUGGGCCCAUAGCGUGCUUCUGGCACGUGGGGGCCAGGGGGAGGCGGGCCGGUUCGGGGCCCAGCGUCUCUUCUGCUGGUGACGCCCCAUCCUCUGCUACUAAAAGUGGCCAAAGCUGGUUCAAAACCCUGAGGUGGCUGGGAGGAAAGCCGCCGCCUCCCCCACAGCCCCUCCUGGCUUACCACGUGCUGUUUCCAGCCCGCUUUCUCCUCCUUCUAGAGAAUUCCAUCAAAAGCGUUUCUCCUUUCCCGGGCUCCCGGGGCUCGUGCCUCGCGCCCCUAAAGGGAUGGCGAGUUCCUCCGAAAAUAGGUCUUGGGCCUCUUUCAAGCCGGCCUUCCACCUUCCAGAAAGCGGGGCCGGUUUGAGGGCUCCCUCUUUGCCCCCCAAUUCUAUAUCCUAGAAGUCGUCUCGGCUAAUUUCUGUCAUAAACUGGAAGUCUGGCCAACACCCCGAGUACCCGCCCGCCGGAGAGUAAUCAUCGGUGUCCCUAGGAACCGCCUCGAGGCAGAUGAGAUGUUCCAAAUGAAAGAAAAUAAACUGAUCGCACUUGAACAAUAA
This is a messenger RNA of Monodelphis domestica (gray short-tailed opossum), 6745 nucleotides long. The record is from RefSeq and is a predicted model, not a curated record. NCBI's taxonomy places the organism in Eukaryota, Metazoa, Chordata, Mammalia, Didelphimorphia, Didelphidae.